UUUCAAUAUAUAAGAAAAAUGUGAGAUAAACGCGGAAGUUAGCACGCAAAUUUCAUAGCACGUCAUUUUGGGUGUUAGAAUUUUGCUGCUGCCAGAUCAAACGAUUUGAUCGGAACCGAGUGAAUUAAGAUUAUUCAUUUAUUUAUUUUCAUUUAUAUUAAACUUCUGAUUUCUUGGCGUUGGUUAUUUCUCUAUAACUUCCAGCAUCCGAGCUGGUGGCGUUGGAGCUCGGUGUUGGGAGGAAAAGAAUCUGACACGGUGGUUUGCUAUAACCUUUAAAAACUUAUCAUGAUGACUUUCGAGCGGAAAAGAUAGUGAUCCGCCGUUUCUGUUUUUCUUUCUUCUGCUGCUUUUUCUUCAUUGAAUAAUUACGUUCAGAAGAGAAAGCAAAAGAAGAAGGAAAUAGAAAAGGAUCUAAAAGAAAUCAUUGGUUUAUAAUUGGAUUCAAAUGGGAAAGAUGGAAAUGAUUACGAAUACAUCUCCUCGUAAAGGUGUCAACAAUGUCCACCCAACGCCACCUCCAUUACCAGCUAAAGCUCCAAAGUAUGGGCGGAAAGGGAUAUUUAUGAGCAAGCGAUCAGCCUUAACAAGAUACAACAGUGCUUCAUCAACGGCAAGGGAUUUAUGGGAUAGUCUCUUUGAUGGAGGAUAUAGAGCAGAUGUUACCAUCAAAACUGAUUAUGGUGGCAUCAUCUAUGCACAUGCUAAUGUUCUUGGCAUGGCUUCUCCGGUCUUAAGAGGCAUGUUGAAACGAGCAAAAGGCUUUGGUAAAAAGAGAUCAAUUUCCAUCCAUGGUGUUCACCAAGAUGCCGUUCGGGUUUUCAUCCGAUUCUUGUACUCUUCCAGAUAUGAAUAUGAAGAAAUGAAGGAGUUUAUGGUGCCAUUGUUGGUGCUGUCACACGCAUAUGCUGUGUCUUCAUUGAAGCGAGUUUGUGAACAACAACUGGAGCAUGGAUUGCUUAAUCUAGAAAACGUAGUUGAUAUUUUCCAGCUUUCAUUACUCUGUAAUGCGCCUCGGCUUACACUGAUUAGUCACCGAAUGAUCUUAAGUAAUUUCAAGGCUGUCUCCGCAACUGAAGGAUGGAAAUCAAUGAGGAACAGUCAUCCAGGACUUGAAAAAGAGCUUCUGGAAUCCGUGAUUGAAGAAGAAAACAAUCAAAAGGAGAAAAUCAGAAAAUCAAAGGAACGAAAGAUCUAUCUUGAAUUAUUUGAAGCAAUGGAGGCUCUUGUUCAUAUUUGCAGAGAUGGUUGCAGAACUAUUGGUCCACAUGAUAAGGAUUUCAACCAGAACCAAACACCUUGCAAAUAUAGAACCUGCAAAGGGCUUGAACUUCUGGUUCGUCACUUUGCUGGUUGCAAAUUGAGAGUCCCUGGCGGCUGCAUUCAUUGCAAGAGAAUGUGGCAGCUUCUAGAGUUACACUCCCGCCUAUGCGCUGAUUCUACUUCCUGUAGAGUUCCUUUAUGCAGUCUUUCAUAUAUUGCAGUAAUUUCAAGGAAAAGGUCAAGAAACAAAGCAAGAAGGACGAGAUCAAGUGGAAAAUACUGGUGAAAAAGAUAUUGAGAACAAAGAGAAUUGGAGGAAGUGUAUCAUUCAUUGCGUCCUCAAAUUCCAUGUCUUCAUGACGGCCAAAAAGUUCAGUCGUGAACUUGCUAAACUGGCAUUUAUUUAAAAAAGAAAAUGUAGCCAUUGCAUUGUUUGUUUUUAAUUAGUAAAAACAAAUGUACUAAAAAGG
Gossypium arboreum is the source of this 1733-nucleotide messenger RNA. Its product is annotated as BTB/POZ and TAZ domain-containing protein 4-like. The record is from RefSeq and is a predicted model, not a curated record. The transcript is spliced from 6 exons. NCBI's taxonomy places the organism in Eukaryota, Viridiplantae, Streptophyta, Magnoliopsida, Malvales, Malvaceae. Bases 449 to 1549 code for a protein of 366 amino acids. Gene Ontology annotation, molecular function: protein binding.